Molecule: messenger RNA, 2638 nt
Organism: Amphibalanus amphitrite
Lineage: Eukaryota; Metazoa; Arthropoda; Thecostraca; Balanomorpha; Balanidae
Exons: 5
Source: RefSeq, a predicted model, not a curated record
GCGAGUGCGGUGUGCGCGUGACCUGCUGACCUCCCUGAGGCCCGGCGGCCACCAAACACGAGUGUCGCGUGUGGCGUGUGCUGGCUCCCGGCGGGACGGGACGGACGGACGGCGCGCCGACUGACAGUCGGCGACCAACGGGCGUCGGCAGCGCACCGCCUCUGGGGACCGCGGCCGACAGCUGCCCUUCCCAUCGCUCAGUCGCUCAUCAGCCGCAGCCGCUCGGCCCGCUAGAAUUGAUCAAACUUAAGUCGGAGUUUGAGGCUCUCCAGCGAGCGGGCCGCGUGCGCAUCACUACGCUUCGUCGAGAACGAGCGCUGAUUGGCUGACGUCGGCACGCAGUUGACCCGACAUGACCGGCGUCACUGCCGGCAGCGGCAGCAGUGGCCGCGCGGCCAGUGAGCACGCUGGCAGCCCGGUCGGCGGCCAGACUCGAGCCCAGACUGCCGAACGUCAGAAGCAUACAGUCGUCGGGAAGCAGCAGUCGGCGUCUCGGCGAGACCCGCCACAAAAGCGGCAACAAUCGCCGACGCCGACCGGGAGUGAGUCUCGGCGCGGGCUGUCGGCCAUCAGGGAGCGGCCCGACUCGGCCGCUCAGCCGGACGCCGCUGCUCUGCCGGCCGACGGAGACGGAGCAGAGAGCUCCCCGCGCGACUCCGGCAACCACAGUCUGGCCGGAGAGGAGCCGGCCGACCUGCCAGAGUCCUCCGACUGCGCGCCCUCCGACGGCCAGCAGCCCUGCCGCGGCAAGGAGACGGGGCCGAGUCAGCGGGAGCACACCGAGGCAGAGCAGAGUCAGCGGGAGCACACCGAGGCAGAGCAGAGUCACCGGGAGCACAGCGAGGCAGAGCAGAGUCACCGGGAGCACACCGAGGCAGAGCAGAGUCACCGGGAGCACAGCAAGGCAGAGCAGAGUCACCGGGAGCACAGCAAGGCAGAGCACAGCGGCUCUGAGCGGAGCCACAGAGUACCCGAGCAGUCUCAGCACCCACAGACAGCCGCUGGCAUAGAGCUUCGUGACUCAGAGCACGGCGAAAGCUGCAUCGAGCACCUAGAACAAACAGAAUUCAAAGCACAUUUCAAAGACGAACAACAGAAGAGACCAGAUCAUCGGUCAGCACACAAAACAUCAAAGCCAGGGAGCAGAGCAUCCUCAAAACAGGGACAACGAGCUACAUCAAAACCAACAUCGCGAUCAUCAUCGAAGCAAAGUCAAAGGACACUGCCAAAGGAAGAUAACAGAACGUCUUCAAAGCAAAGUCGUAGGGCAUCGUCGAAGGAAGACCUUCAAAGGAAAGAGACCAGGCCCUCUUCGAAGCAGUCUGAAGUGUUAUCGCAGGGGGCGGAACAUCACUCCUCAAACAGAGAUCGACAGCCGUUCUACUGUGCACAAGAGCAGUUCAGCGACUCCGGCUCUGGGGACAGGCGGCCGCUCACAGAGCCGGAUCCAGACCAGGCUGAAGACCGCGGGCCGUCGGUGCCGGACGCGGGCGCCACGGCCCUGUCGGGUGACAUGGAGGUGCUGCGCGCGGCCGAGACUAUAGCGCUGGAGAGCCGAUCCGAGGCGGACCGCUCGCGCUCCAUGUCGCUCGAGCAAGUCAUUAUCGAGAAGUACCACGAGGAGUCGGAUGCGGAGGACAGCACGAGCCCGUACCGCAGCGCCGUAGAGGUGCCAGCUCUGCUGACGGAUCUGGAGGAGCCGCAGCGCGCCUCCGACAGGCGCGCGGCACACAGCCAGCCCACACCAGCGCCGGCAGACACCAACAACCAGAAGCGCGCAUUUCCAGCGCCGCAAAUAAACCAUCCGAAGCCGAGGGAGAACGGCCAAAGUAAUGAAGGUUACGCCUCUUCCAAUGCCAUCCAGCACGGCCCACUACGGGCCGAGUCUAGAAAGACGACGGUCAAAGGCCAGCAGAACCGGAAGCCUUCUCAGCUACGGCGCUCCAGGCCAGUCGCUCGCAGUCACGAGGACCUGCGAGAGGAAUUGGAGAACGGCGGCAGCGGCAAACCGGCCACUCUGCGCCUCCCGGAGGACACGGGCACCCUGCAGAAGAGCGCUUCGCUCGUGAACCUGCCGCGCAACCCGUCAGCCCUGAUGGCCGAGCUGCACGUGUAUCUGGUGCCGCGGGACAAGUGGUCGGCACCCCGCCGGCUGGCCGAGAGGACCUCCAAACAGGACACCAUCUCGCUGGGCUUCGUACGGAUACAUCCGGACUCCAAUCUGAGCCUGCUGCGUCGCGACAUAUCUGCACAGCUGCUAGGCAACGAGCUCGCGCUUCGACACUACAAGUUCGUUCGACCAGUCGGAAAGCACUUCACACAGGUGAAGGCGAAGCAGGAGUCGCAGCUGAAGGCGCGCAACUUCAUGCCGCCGUACACGUCGGACCCGGAGAUCCACCUGCUGCGCCUGCUACCGCACGAUCCACUGGACGAGCUGGAGGACGCCGCCUACUGGCGCCGCUGGCACCGCGCGCUGCAGCUCCACCGCGACUACCCGCUGGUCAGAAACACCUUUCAUAAUCUGCGCAAGAAGCUGGCGGCCGUGAAGCAGAGAAGGGUGGACAGUGAGCAGAAGCGAGAUGAGCUCGUCGUGCUAUCGAGGACUUUGCAAGAACAGCUCAGCAUUAAGAAAGACGAG